UCAUAAAUUAUACGCCCCGCCCCUCGGUGGUCUGUUUGUGUUGGUGGCUUGUACACCGCGCGCCAAUACUGUCAACAUUCAGCCUUUCUUUCAGCCUUUCUUUCAGCCUCGUCUGAUCUUACUGUCGUUCCUUCGUCCGCAUUCUUCCCAAAAAUGCGUGAGUGCAUCUCCAUCCACGUAGGUCAGGCUGGUGUCCAGAUUGGCAAUGCCUGCUGGGAACUCUACUGUCUUGAACACGGCAUUCAGCCGGACGGACAGAUGCCCAGCGACAAAACCAUCGGAGGUGGAGAUGAUUCCUUCAACACCUUCUUCAGCGAGACUGGAGCCGGAAAGCACGUCCCCAGGGCUGUGUUUGUGGAUCUGGAGCCCACUGUCAUAGAUGAGGUCCGCACUGGAACAUACCGCCAGCUGUUCCACCCUGAGCAGCUCAUCACAGGAAAGGAGGACGCCGCCAACAAUUACGCUCGCGGUCACUACACCAUUGGCAAGGAAAUUAUUGAUCUGGUGUUGGACAGGAUCCGCAAACUGGCUGACCAGUGCACAGGUCUCCAGGGUUUCCUGGUCUUCCACAGCUUCGGUGGUGGUACCGGUUCUGGUUUCACCUCCCUGCUGAUGGAACGCCUGUCUGUUGACUACGGUAAGAAGUCCAAGCUGGAGUUCUCCAUCUACCCAGCUCCCCAGGUGUCUACUGCUGUGGUGGAGCCCUACAACUCCAUCCUGACCACCCACACCACCCUAGAGCACUCCGACUGUGCCUUCAUGGUGGACAAUGAAGCCAUCUAUGACAUUUGCCGUAGGAACCUUGAUAUCGAGCGUCCUACUUACACCAACCUCAACAGGCUUAUUAGUCAGAUUGUGUCCUCCAUCACAGCCUCUCUCCGUUUCGAUGGUGCCCUCAAUGUCGAUCUUACUGAAUUCCAGACCAACUUGGUGCCCUACCCCCGUAUUCAUUUCCCACUGGCCACCUAUGCUCCAGUGAUCUCUGCAGAGAAGGCUUACCACGAGCAGCUCUCUGUGGCUGAAAUCACAAACGCCUGCUUUGAGCCGGCCAAUCAGAUGGUGAAAUGUGACCCACGUCACGGCAAGUACAUGGCCUGCUGCCUGCUGUACCGUGGUGACGUGGUGCCUAAAGAUGUGAACGCUGCUAUCGCCACCAUCAAAACCAAACGCACCAUCCAGUUUGUGGACUGGUGUCCCACUGGGUUCAAGGUGGGCAUCAACUACCAGCCCCCCACUGUGGUUCCAGGUGGAGACCUGGCCAAGGUGCAGAGGGCUGUGUGCAUGCUGAGCAACACCACAGCCAUUGCCGAGGCCUGGGCUCGUCUCGAUCACAAGUUCGAUCUGAUGUACGCCAAGCGCGCCUUCGUGCACUGGUAUGUUGGUGAGGGUAUGGAGGAGGGCGAGUUCUCUGAGGCCAGAGAGGACAUGGCUGCCUUGGAGAAGGAUUAUGAGGAGGUUGGUGUUGACUCCAUUGAAGGUGAGGGAGAGGAAGAGGGAGAGGAGUACUAGAGUGUGGGAACAAAAAUGGAAAUUAAAUCAGGUAGCCAGUAUGUACACAUGAUAUUCCUUAAGUAUCAAGUGUAACCUCUACUUCUGAAUGUGUACUAUUGUUAUUGUCUUGGCCAGUAUAAUUGUCUGUGGCAUUUACCAGCCAAUUUUUCAAUGUGACUGAAUAAAGAUAUGACUCAUUUUUUA
This is a messenger RNA of Pangasianodon hypophthalmus (striped catfish), 1695 nucleotides long. RefSeq names its product tubulin, alpha 1c (gene tuba1c). Bases 154 to 1509 code for a protein of 451 amino acids. Gene Ontology annotation, biological process: mitotic cell cycle; microtubule cytoskeleton organization. Gene Ontology annotation, cellular component: cytoplasm; microtubule. Gene Ontology annotation, molecular function: structural constituent of cytoskeleton; GTP binding. The record is from RefSeq and is a predicted model, not a curated record. NCBI's taxonomy places the organism in Eukaryota, Metazoa, Chordata, Actinopteri, Siluriformes, Pangasiidae. The transcript has 4 exons.